ACAACCUUCUGUCUUAAUGGUUUUGAAAUUGAACAAUUUGUUUGACAAUUUAUCUGAUAUCAAAUUACCCACCGAAUGUUCAUUAAAAGAUUGCUGAUAAGCUAAUCAAAGAACGACAAAGAGGAAUUCUCCUAUUGGAAUUUAUAUCGAAAUCAGAUCGUAUACUGUGCCAAAUUAGUUCCCGUUAGAGGUGAUAUUACGAGAUCUAUUGUUUUUUUAUGGUGCUGAUAUGGAUGAUUUUAUGGUUUAAGUUGUGUAUUGAAGACACCCAGGUAUCAUAACACAGGUUUCACGGAUAUCGAAUGUUGUGCCUGGAAUGAAAUAUCUGUGUGACGUUCUUUGAAAUAUUGAACAAUUAUGAUAUAUUCCCUGCCAGCCGCCAUGAAGGAGCAGACCUAUGGCUGGUAUCCUUCUCAGAAGGAUGUUUACAAGGAUCGCAGGAUGGGCGCUCCCAAUGCCUACCAAUUAGAAGCCAUGUACAAGUACAGGGACAGUCAAUAUUACACAGCACCACGACCACCUAGUCCUCGCACCCCCGGGGCUUUUCGACCCUCACCAUCUCCUGCAAAGCGUCCUAUGUCCACUGCAUCGUCACAGUCCAGGGCUACAAAGAAAUCCACUCCUUCUCUGCAAGUCCGGGCCAAGAGCGCCCCGAUUUACGACUUCAAACCCGUGCCACGCCUUCAGAUUCCCACACCCCACCAGUGCUGGGCCAUGGCAACGGAAGAAACAAACUACACAAACUACACACCCCAGCCACCUGUCUCCCCCGUACCCUACUCCUGGCCCACCCCACAGCCAGCCUCACCCUCGCCGUCCUUCAAGUCAGAUGACCUAAGCAAGUACAGCUCUCGUAGCGACAGAAUCAAAAGUGCUGUCAUCAGGCGGGAUAAACCUACCGCACCACAACGUCCGGUCAAAUCGGCGGGCCCCUCCCGUGACGCCACCUAUAGGACCCCGUCCCCCAAUAAGAUCCUCCGACCGAAGACCCCGUCCCCUGUAGACCUGUAUGACCUAGUGCCGGAGGAGGAAGAGGAGAUCAAACCUUCAGAAGAGCUAUAUGACGAAAACCUUAAAAAGUUUGGUUGGAGAAUGGAGGUCCACGGGGAUCCUUAUAAAAUAAAACCGACCACCCAGAGGCUGCCGUACUAUGUACGCUGUGAUGAACCGGAAAUAGAACCUGAGGGUCCCAAGGUCCAUAUGGAGAAUCUGGAGACCUUCUUCCUGAACACGAUUCCUCGCAGACCGGCGACAUUCGCCAUCCACAAAGAGUGGGUGUCCGAAACCAUCCACGCCAAGCGCAUGGAACUGCAGAAGAGGGAGGGGAUCAAACAUCGAUGGAAAAAUUUCGCUUUCGUUUAUUAACAACAUUUACUGCUUUAAUUUUUAUAUACCUCAACCACUAAAAUGACAUUUUAUCAAUCUGCGAAAAAAAAUAAAUCUUCCAAUUUCGGAAAGCGAGGAAUUCUGAACGGGGAAGGAAACAGGAGCGGAUCUAAGUGUCCUCCUGCUCUGGCCCUUGUUCGGCCCGAGAGAUUCAGAUUUUAAUUUUCGGGUUUUAUAAUUUUUAUUAUUUUGUUGUGGACAAUUAGAAAUAGACAGGGUGACAAAGAGAAGAUUUAUGCACAGGGUUUCGAGCUCGAAUCACUGCCUGGCAUUGCUCUUCAUCAUUACGACUGUGAUUGGCUACACUAUGUGUAGUAACCUCUAAAACAUUGACGUCUUUCAUAGAUACUAGUAUUUAACCAUUUGAAAUGAUUUCUUUUUAGAACUUUUUUUUCUUUCAAAAAAAUAUUAAUCAUAUUUGUUAUAGCUUUAUUAUUUGAUUUUCAUAUUGGUGUGUACAUGUGCGUCUAUUUUCUAUUCAUGACAUAUAUGUAGACCUUUCUCUAU
Saccostrea cuccullata (small rock oyster) is the source of this 1893-nucleotide messenger RNA. RefSeq lists its product as uncharacterized. Bases 358 to 1365 code for a protein of 335 amino acids. The record is from RefSeq and is a predicted model, not a curated record. The transcript has 4 exons. NCBI's taxonomy places the organism in Eukaryota, Metazoa, Mollusca, Bivalvia, Ostreida, Ostreidae.